This is a messenger RNA of Prorocentrum cordatum, 1714 nucleotides long. The record is from the annotation of a GenBank genome assembly. NCBI's taxonomy places the organism in Eukaryota, Dinophyceae, Prorocentrales, Prorocentraceae.
AUGCCCGAGGCCCCGCAGGCUUUCCUGGAGCCCCCGCUCUCGUCGGACAUGGCGAUGGUGAGGAGCGUGGUCGAGGAGCUGCUCGACAAGCAGACCUGCACGCUCGAGGGCUUGUUUCGCGAGAGCGUGGGCGAGCUUGCCGGCGGUUUCGACGAGCAGGCGGAGAGUCAGACGCCUUCGCUGCGGCAGCAGUCGAAGCGCGUCUCGUCGACAGACUCGAUGAGCGCCGAGCCCGAGUUCGCCUGCUCCGCCACCUGGCCCUCCACUGCCGCCAAUGGUCGCAACGAGAACGGAUACAGGGUAGCCUCAUCAAGUUUCCAGUUCGCGAAUUCUGCACCCAAGCUCAAUGAGGCGCAAGAUUUGGCUGCCGAUAAGGCGGUGUGCAGCACCAGUUCGCUGUACUCGGAGGAGGAACCGUUCGAUCUGGGCGUGUCCAGGCUUGCAGACCCCUUCGCGUUCGCCAGGAACUGCGAGGUGGCAGAGAGCAACAGGGACGGACGGGCCCGGAGGCUGUCGACGCUGCGCGAGCACAUUGGGUCGGAAUACACAGAGUCCUGGUCUAGAUUCGAGAGUUGCCUCGAAUGGUGGGAAAACUUGAAGGAGCCCCCUCGGCACCGCAGGAUCGACAGGAUAGUGCGGAGCGCCACGUUCGAGUGGGCAUGCUUGAUUGUCAUCUGCCUCAACAUGAUUUUAAUCGCCUACGCGACGGACUACGAGAUGAAGAAUCGUAGCAGUCUCCGCUACACAUGGGUGAUGGCAGUGGAGUUUAUCUUCGCUGCGUGUUAUGUAGUGGAGAUCUCACUGCGACUCGUUUCAUCGGGGGUGUUCUUUUUCAUCGGCAGCAACUACGCCUGGAACUUGUUUGACCUCUUCUUGGUUGUUGUGACACUCUUCAGCCAGGUCGCCGGAACGACGGCGACGAACUGGACCGUCUUGCGCACCCUCCGCCUGCUCCGCGUGGCAAAGGUGAUCCGCGCCGUUCGGCUCCUGCACAGGCUAGGGCUAGAUGAGUUGAUGCUGAUGCUGAGAUGCAUCAUGGGCUCGAUGUCGCAGCUCUGCUGGUGCGUCGUCCUUUUGGCAUUCAUCUCGUUCCUAUUCGGCAUCUGUUUCGUGCAGGUGUUGGCCGGGUUGAUGGAGGAUGGCAGCCUCUCGCCGAGAGAGGAGGACGAUAUCAAGACAAAUUUCGGUUCUGUUUAUGUGACAAUGAUGACCCUCGUGCAGGCCACAACAGGCGGCCGCGACUGGGGCGAGACCUACGACCUGCUUGGGCUGGGCGGCAUGCAGCUUCAGAUGCUUUUUUUGUUUUACAUUGUGUUCAACAUCGUUUCCCUUUGGAAUGUCAUCACCAGUGCCUUCGUGGAGAAGGCUUUGCAGCUUGCCCGCCCCCCUGCUGACCGGGUGCUGGAGGAGCAGUACGCGGAGGAGAGAAAGGCCGCAGCGACGUUCAGGCAGUUGUUCGAGAGUGCGGAUGAGGAUGGUUCCGGCACGAUUUCGCUCCAGGACCUCGAGGUAGACAUCAACACGCUCGUCGGCUGCUGCAUCCGGAUCAAGGGCCUGGCCACGAGCCUCGAUCUCCACACGGUCCGCCACGAAUUGUGGGAGCUGCGGCGCAUCCAGAACGAGAUGCUCCGCAGGGUCCAGGGGCUGCGCCGCCGCCGCCACCACACAGCGGGCGCGACGAGCGCCGCCACCCCCCGGCGUGCGACCGCCACGG